Molecule: messenger RNA, 12155 nt
Organism: Caenorhabditis auriculariae
Lineage: Eukaryota; Metazoa; Nematoda; Chromadorea; Rhabditida; Rhabditidae
Source: the annotation of a GenBank genome assembly
AUGCAUGACAUGGCCCCCAUCGCCCAGGUAAUCAAAUCCUAGACACACCAACAACAAUACUCCACUAAACUUUAGAGCAACACUUGUAGCAUGCGGGCAGCUCAAGAUCAGACAUAUGUGCAGCCACAGUUUCGGUACGUUUCCACACGUCAUUGAAAAAAAAACGGCAAAAAAACCAACUUCAGAAUGUACGCGUCUCCGAAUCCGCAGAGUGCAUCUCAUCUGAUUGCCAACCAGAUGGGAUUCCUGGGCUCGGCCACAGGGCUCCCCUACAGCUCUUGCUCGCCAAACAGCAGCACUGCCGCCGUUUCGUACCUGCGACAGGCGACGUUUCCUCCAGUGCAUCUCUCGGCUGCUGCUGCUGCUCAUUCUUAUCGCUAUCAUUCAACUGCAAGUAAUGAUUUGAGCCAUUUCUUAUUCAUUUAACCCUCCAAAUUCAACAAUACAACCAAUAUUACACGCACGAAUCGGGCAGGUGUAUCGCCAUACUGCCAGUAGUCUAUCGAAGUUUCUGAAGCCUAAGGAUGAUACCACGGUUAUACCUUGCAAAAUUAUAGAAAAAUGCGAUAGACUUAUACCGUAUACCACUCAGCACUACCGGUAGAGCUCCGAGUACUAAAGUAUAUACCGGAAGUAUGACGAUGAACAAGUUAUUAUCUUACUUUGAUCCAUUUUGAGGUAUAUCCUCGUUAUACUUUUAUUACCUGAUCCCAAUUCGUUUAUGUAUGAACUAUAUCGCAGCGAGGAUAACGCUAUGUGGUGGGGGAGCAGCAAGCAAAAUCGCUGACACCUUUUUUUAAAAAUUGUUUAAGGGGCAUUGUUUGAAAGAAUAAGGAACGAAUUUGAGGAAGCAAAUUCCAGUGAAAAUUUGCUUGCCUGCCCGCUGCGGUAUUAUCAUUUGUGAAGGAUGUUAAUUUUCAUUACAUUUUUGCUCGACACGCAACAAGAAUAUUUGAACGCUUCAAAACUAAUUAACUCGCAUGCUGAGGAGGUUAACCCAGCCGUGCUAACACGGGGUCUCAGUGGGUGCCGCCGUAUUAAACCCGUAUAAGCACAGUUGGUAGAACUUAUGGCAAUUUUUAGCCCAGCCAGGCUUGUGCGGCAGGCCGAGCGGCCCGGCCCGGGCCGGGCUUCAUAAAAAAAUUAAAAUUUCAUUUAAAAAAUUUUCACCGAAAUGUGACUUUUACUUCUCAAAUCAUAGUUUUUGUUAAACUUUAAGAGAAAAAAUGAGCGAAAACGUAAUUUUUGUCGUUAAAAAACUUGAUAUCCGGCUAGAAAAAAAUUGCGCGAUUCGGGCCGGGCGGGCCAUUUUUUCUUGAGGCCCACUAAGGCCGGGCCGGGCCGGGCUUACGAAAUGGUCGGGGGGCCGGGAGGGUGACGGGCCGGCGCUCGCACAAGCCUGAGCCCAGCUGAGACCCCGUUUUAGCAAAGCUGGGUUACAUAUUUUUCUUCCACACAUUGUUCCCCCGUUUUUGCCCCACUGAAACUAAAAUAACCUCAGAAACACGGGUUUAAUACGAGUACACGCGCUGAGACACCUGCUCAGCAUGCGAGGUACCUUUUCGCGUCGAUGUUUUAUUGCGCGGGACUAUAUUUGAUCUUUUUUGAUCUAAAGAAUAGAAAAAUAAGUCAAAAGUGCAGCUAUAUUGAAGGGCCAUCGCCAUCUGUAAAUAAAAAAUUGACGCGAAAGAUAUUGUAGCCUUGGGGGCGGAGUUAGCUGCUUGGCAUUCAAAAUCUGAACAGACUAUAAUUGUGAAAUUCUAAAAAAGUUCUUUCGCGUGUUCACUCGGACAUUGGUAACGCGAAACGGACGUGCUCCGGGCCAGGCUUGUGCGUCAGGCCGGGCGGCCCGGGCCGGCCUGGCACGGGAUUUGGGCCUUAUUUUCAGGAAAAAGCCCGCGUGGGCUCGGGCCGGGCUUCAAAAAAAAUUUAAAAUUUCAUUUAAAAAAUUUUCACCAAAAUGUGACUUUUACUUCUGAUAGUUUUUGUUAAACUUUGAUAGAAAAAAUGAGCAAAAACGUAAUUUUUGUCGUAAAAAAACUUGAUAUCCGACUAGAAAAAAAUUACGCGAUUCGGGCCGGGCGGGCCAUUUUUUCUUGAGACCCGCUAAGGCCGGGCCGGGCCGGGCUUACGAAAUGGUCGGGUUCCGGGAGAGUGACGGGCCGGCCCUCGCACAAGCCUGCUCCGGGCGUUUCUGGGCAACUCUAGGGAUCUUUUAAAUGCGUUGAGCCUAUUAAAGUAGUCACUAGAAAUGCCCCGACACGUUUGAUUCGCGUCCCGUUCGCGUUACGAACACCCAACAUAAUUGACGAUAUCGCAGCGGGCCGCACGCGAUAUAGCCAUGGCUUCUCGCUGCGAUCUCGUCAACAUGUCGCUGCGACCUCGUCAAAGUCUUAUUAUUAAAAAGUCUCGCUGCGAUAUCGCUCCCUCUUAAAAAAAUUUCAAAUUUCAAAAAAAUUUUUUUUUGUGCUUUAUUUUUUUGACUUUUUAUGAUGAAAUCAAUCAAAUUCAAAGAAAAAAACAUUUCUGAAGAAAAAAAUUUUUUUCAGAGAGCGAUAUAGCGCAAGACGUUUGCGAGGUCGCAGCGAGAGACGAGCGAUAUCGCUCGCGGCUCCCCCGCGGUAUAGCGUUACUCUCGCUGCGAUAUAGUCCACAAAAUUUUGCAAAAUUGGGUGUAAGUGGUUUCGGAGCCUUGAGAUUUCCUUGAGAUUACGGUACUCUGAGAUAACGGCUCCGGAGAUUUGCGGACUUGAGGUAAAAUCGUACCAUCGGUGAGGGGUUGACAAAAACGCUUGUGCGUCAGGCAGUUUUUAUUUAUGGCGUGUUCAUCGGACGAAACAAAAUUUUCUUCGAAACGCAAGAAAAUUGCUCCAAAACAAAAAUAAGUACUGUUUUGGAGCAACUUUGGCGCACCGAUGAACACGAUUUUUCGUUUUGAAGCAUGUUCCGUUUCUCCGACGAACACGCCAAUAAUGUUCUCGUUUCCCAAAGUCUUGUGAAUUUUUUUUUCUUUCACUCUCUUUUCCGGCGUACGGAAUAGUAAGAUUUUUUUUAAUCUCAAAAUUUGAAUGUAGUUUUUUUCUUAACUCAAAUUUUCGGGUAAAGAUAAACAUUUUGACUGAAAAAUCAAGAAUUCGUAACAAAAAAUCGCCUUCUUUCUUUUCGGAAUGGUUUGAACAAAACUUGCAAAAAUGUGCUACUCGUCCUACCCUUAACGGAAAUAAGUUUUUAACAGAUAAUAUUAGGAGCACAUGUCUCCACCUCAUGGAAGGCUCAUGCAAGGUCGAGCAGCCUUGUGAUCAUAACAAUCAGGAGCGUGACAAGUCCAAGAAAUCCAAAUGGCAAAAACUAUUGCAUCUUCCAAAACAAGUGCUGAGCGGUCGAGCUGUGCGCAAGGAUGACAUCGAGAAGCAUAUCGGCUCGCCGUCUUUGCGCUCGCGAAAAAAGGUUAAACGCGCUCGCGAGCCUUGCGAUUCUCUUUUCGUCGACGAUAACAACAAGCAAAACUCCUGUGAAACCAAAAUUGAUCGCAGUCACAGUGAGCCAUAUUUUUCUCUUCUCCAUUCACAAAACGAUGAAUCCCAACUCUUACUUAAAAAUUUUUAGCGCAUUCGCUGCCGAAAUGCGAAACCAUUCUGCCAGCCACAACGACGACGACGCAGUCCUCUUUUGGAAAGAAUGCCGGCGGGGCUACGUACAUUCCGCCACCUUUUCAAAGCUCUCUCGAUACACUAAUGGUGGUCGACGCAUCAAUACCGCCACCAACAACAUUGGCUCCUCCUCCUCCCCAUCAACCUUUCGGCGGCGUGCAGAGCAAGGCUGUCGCAAAUUCUUGGAACGGCACCACCGGGCAUCCUGCACCGCCCCGUCUAACCGCAAAUGUAUGUACCUUUUCCCGAAGGCUUGUUAAUUGGAUUAUUUUUCCCUCCAAAAAGAGCUCUUCACAUCUGAAUCAGGAAAUAAUGAUUAAUAUUUUGAAAUUUCCUCCUGUUUGCUAAAUUUGUUUUUUUUUUUCAAGGGAAAGCGAGUUGGUCGACCACCGGGUACCUUCAAACGUCUUUUGGGUGGAGAAUCGUCGACCUCUUCCUACAAAACCUCGUAGCGUCGCCCACAGCCCGUAGUCCGUCAACGUAGUGUUUUCAGUGCACGAUCGGGACUGGAACACUCAGAGCACGGCGAGGAGGUCGAUGUCGAGACGUUGGUGGACGUGGUUUGCCGCUGGCGGGGCUGUAUGCAAAAGUUUUCCACUCUCAAGGUACGUUUUUUUUCUUUUUUUAUUCCUUUACCAAAAAAAAGCCUAAGCCAUCUAACGGCAAGGAAUGGGUCUCAAACUUGGACAAGAAAAUUUUUGAAAGAUCACUGAUUGAAAAAGGCUCGACUUUUGCUCCGAAAAGCACAGAACAGAGAAAUCAAAAAAACCUCUAUAGCUAACUUUUUGGAUACGCAGAAAAAAAUUAUUACAAUACUUCGUCAAAGUUGCACGACUUUUUUUUUUAGGACAGUCCUACUUAUAGGAGAAUUUCUUAACAAUAGCUGUCCUAAGGAAAUAAUUUUCAAUGUGGUACCACCAUUGAAAUCUGAAUUUACGGAGCUCCUCACAGGAAUUGAAAAAGUUCAUCAAUGAAACAUUCAACCUGAAAUAAUCAGGUUUCAUGUUCAAAGUAAUUUAGCGAAUCUUGAAAUCGCCCCUCCAAAGUACUGUCACCUUGUUUUUCUCAAAAUUACUCUGACUACGAAACCUCCUGAUUGCAAAAAAAGAAAGAAAAUUCUCGCGAUAAAUCUUUUUGUUAAGUUGUAAAGCUUCAAAGUCAGCAAAAUACGCACAUUACGACAAAAGAGCGCUAUCCUUGAAGUUAAAUUCAGCAAUUUGGCUUGGGAGAAAAAACGUGUCCUAGUGAGGUUGAUGAAGUUGAACGAAUCGUGCUAAUACUAAUUGCAUAUGUUUUUUGAGCAAAAGAAAAUAGUGUGGUCUCUUUUUGCAAACAUAUAAAUGGUUUUUCCCAUCUUAUUCUUAAAUCUUUUUUUGUUUUCAUUCAAUAUUUCUUGUACGAAAUCCACCCAGUUCAUGACAUCUGUUCAUUUUAAAAAAAACUAGCUUUUCAGGCGCUGGUCGACCACGUUCACGACCUUCAUGUUGCUUCCAUGGACCAGAAACACCAUGCUUGGAAGUGUGAAUGGGACGGAUGUGACCGCGAGGAACCGUUCCGCGCCCUCUACAUGCUCAUUGUUCACGUUCGCCGACACACGGGAGAAAAGCCCAAUCGUUGUGACGUCGGUGGCCUAAGAUAUUCAUCCAGUCUUUUUUUCCCUCUUCAGUUUCCGGGUUGCAACAAAGAGUACAGUCGUUUGGAGAAUCUCAAGACGCACAGAAGGACGCACACCGGCGAAAAGCCCUACAAGUGCGAGUAUCCCAACUGUUCGAAGGCCUUUAGCAACGCUAGCGACCGCGCCAAGCAUCAGAACCGCACACACUCGGAUCUGGUAAGGCAUGCUGAUGACCAAUCAAGAAUUUUCGGAGAAAAUUAGCGCUUUUUAAAAACCAGUUGGAAGAAAAGCCCUUUCAGCGCUUUUAGCGACGUGAUGUUGUUCACUUUUUUCAACUUCUUCAGGCGAAUCCUGGAAAGGAGGAGAUUGAAAUGUGUAGAGAAGCUAAAAGGUCUUGGGAAAGCUUUUAAGAGGUGUUUGGAAGGUUAAAAUACAUGGCAGAAGCCUGCUGGAAUGCUUCUGGACGGCUUUUUUUUUUUACGUAGAAGGUUUUAGGAAGCUAUGUGAAAGGCGUUCGACCACUUGCCUAAAAAAAGCAGAAGGUUCCCAAACUUUACCUGAGUAGGAAAGCCGAGCAACGUAGCUGUAGGGCAGACCCAGACAAGCAAUCCGCUAAAUGGACUAUAUAGCCAAAAACUAAAUUGAGGUUUAUAUUUUCUAAGUGGAUACCAUCCUCAGUGUCUAUUUAAUGACGUGGUAAUCAGGCCCUAGACAAAAUGAAAAAGUUUCAGAGCCAAUAUGUAUUCAAGUUUUUUUUUUGUGUUGUUAGAAGCCCUACUGCUGUCCGCUCACGACAUGUUCGAAAAGCUACACGGAUCCUUCAUCUCUGCGUAAACACAUCAAAGCUGUUCAUGGGGACGAAGAGUAUGAGAAGGCGAAAAAAUGUCGUCCUCCUCAUCACGGCGGUCGAAAAAAGGUCUUGUGCAAGUUUCUUCGUUGUUUCAAUCGAAGCUUUUUGAUUUAGAUUGAAGCGAAAAAAGUGGAUCGAAAAGACGACGCCAAUUCGAGUUUUGAACAGGAGCAGGCUCUCCGUGACGUUAGUUUUUUUUUGUCCUCUCAAUUUUCAAACGCGACGUGAAGCAAAUUGCGCAACUACAGCACAGGCCAUAAAGGUAUUUCAAAGUGGUUAUUUAAGCAUAACUCCUCUGAAAGUGGCUCAAAUGACAUGAAACUUCGCACAGAUUUUAAACAGCUAUGCAUUUACUUAUUUUCAGAGAUAAAACUAGUUUGCUCGAAUCAGACCAGAUCUUUGAGCAAAAAACCCAAAAUCGUGAAAAUGGAAAUUUUUCUCUUGAGAUUCGGAAAAUCAUAUUUUCAAAGAAACGUCGAUUUUCAAUCAAAAACUUUUUUUUACUUGUAAAACAAGGUUUCGGCUUUUCAAAAAACCUAAUCAGCCCCCUACCAACCCGAUAGUAAGAGUGUAGUGAUUUUUUCUUUGGAAGGACCUUGCGUUUUGUCGCCUAGUCAUUCAAAUGGACUAUACGAGGUCAAUUUUGUUUGAGAACACCCCGUUUCAUGUUGAAAAACUUCAAAACACCCUCAAGAAUAGUUUGACACUGUUUUCCUCAGCUUUCUCACUUUUUCCGUUCUCUAGAACUCACUAACUUUACUAGGACCAAUUUUGAAACCUCUGAUUUGAAGCGUUUAGGCUUGUUUUUCAAAAUCAGAACAUUCUCGAUUCGUUAUCUCAGUUUUUGAAACCCUUUUAGAACAUUGAUGAAUAAAAAUGUGAAAAGAUUGACUGUGUUUCGCUUACUUAUCCAAAAGAUAUAGUGAGUUAUAAUGAGUUUCUCAAAGUUCUCGAAACUUCGUUUCAGCAAGUGUUGCUUAGAAGGCUUCAAAUCUUGGGAAAGAUGAUAAAAGACUUUUUUUCAUAUAGUUAAAUGUUUUAGAUCAUGAGAUAAAUUUGUAACUUCUUUUUCUAGUUCUCAGAUAAAAGAAAGGUACUUUAAAUUUUAUGGGAAAAUAAGUUUUUGGUCUUGUGAAACUAAUGCGUCAGCAAAAAAUCAGGAGUCUUCAGAAAGUAGGAGCUUGCAAUUCAGCCAUAUGUUAUCUUCGAAUUCACCAUUGAAAAGCGAUUUUUCGAUAAAAACUGUAUUGAAUGCCCGAAAAUCCAGAAAAACUGUUCGAAUCGGAGGUUUCAAAAUUGGUCCUAGUAAAAUUAGUGAGUUCUGGAGAGCGGAAAAAGUGAGAAAGCCGAGGAAAAUAGUGUAAAACUAUUCUUGAGGGUGUUUUGAAGUUUUUUAACAUAAAACGGGGUGUUCUCAAACAAAAUUGAUCUCAUAUAGUCCAUUUGAAUGACGAGGCGACAAAACGCAUACCUGUAUGGCCAGUACUGUACAUACUUUCAUUAAGAGAUUUUUUUUCGUUUUCAAAAUUUUGCGAACCACUUCAUUUCAUCUCAGUUUUAAAUUAAUCAAUUCUUGUUUUCGUGAGAGUUUAUCGUACUUUUUUAUCUAGAACUUGACGCAACUCGAGCGUUCUUCACUGGAUGAAGCGGUGCACGAGCCUCAACUGCCGCCGCCGCAGAUGGAAACGUAUCGGACCCAGGCCAGAGGCUCCACAACGCUCUCUUCGAGCGCCGCUUCGUCGCCACUAUCGUUGGCCUCUGCACACGCCGGCAGCACGUCGAAGCCGAACGAACACAUCGAGACCGAAGACGAGCCCAUCGAUGUCGACGAUGACGACGACGAGUUGCAAGAGGAGCAAGAGCUCAAGCACAAGAAUCCCUACGGAGAAAUGUUGGCCAAAUGUAUGUUUUCUUUUUCCAUUUAUUUUUUUUUCAGCAAACGUUUUCUAUCCAAGGCAUCAAAUUGAAAAUCUUGAAAAUCUCUUUAAAAUGAAUCGAAAUGAGAUACUGUGAUUCUUUGAAAAGAAAGUCUUGAUCAAUUUUUACAAUUCCACUAGAUUCCUUACAGAGAAUUUUCUGACAAAAACGAAUUUCUUCGAAAGAUUCCAAUAAUGAUCAAAGUCUUCACGGGGCAAGGAUGCUAGCCACUAAACUGGAAAGAAGCGUGCGUACGCGAGCCACAUACCCCCUGGCCUUGCAGUAUUCAUUGAUCGUGUAGCUUCACAUCUCGAAAAAGAAAUCUAUUGCGAUAAAUUUUAUUCGUGUUCCUAAAAAAGUAGGUUUUUAGUACAUUUCAGCAAAAUUUUUAUCAAAAGUUCAACCGGCCCCCAAAACACAUCCCUUGUUAGACUGUAAGCUCAGGUAAAACUACUCGGAAUCAAAAAUAAAACUCUGCUUCUCCAGGGCGUAUAUGCCCCCCGGAGCCUUCGACUAGAAGGCUCAUAAUUUUAUUUUUCGUAAAUUUUUAAAAUAAUUUUUUCAAUAACUUUCUUCAAAAUAUGCAAAAAACUUUUUCUUUUCGUGAUGAGUUUUGAAAGACAGAAGUUCUUUCUUUCGAAGAAAGAGCGAAAUGUAACCGAGUAAAGCUAUUUAUGCUUAUUGCUCGCUCGAAAAAAACUUCUAAUUUUUUUUAAAUAAAAUUUCAAAAUUUAAAAAAAUGUCUAAUUGGCGGAAGUUUAUGUGACCAGAUGGUUUCCAUUAGCAUUUAGAAAAAUUGAAGAUAUUAGAAAAAGGGCUGAUUUUUUUAAAUAAUUUUUUGGUGACUUGAUAACUUUUUAUCGUAAACUUUUGAGGAACGCUCAAAAAAUAUGCAAACAAUGAGCUCAUUGUCGGCAAAAAAAAAAAAAGAUAUCCGCCGAAAGGAUUAAAACCAAAGUCGCAAUGUCAAAAAAAGAAGAAUAAAAGCCCCUAACCACUAGGCCACGUCGCCAGUUUCUAGCUGAACUCUCCGAAAAACGUUCGACAAGGUUUCCUGAGUUGCCUGCAGGGUCUAGCUGAACAUGUUUGCUUAGCUCUUCCAACCCAAAAAGUUUUGAGGUUAGGUCUCACGUGCGGGCGGUUACUUCAAGCAUACCCUUUUUACCCAAAAAUUCUCAAGUAGCCCUUGGGUAUGAGCGAAUAAUGAUAAUAGGAAAGUAUUGUGAGUAAUUUUAAGUCAAGAAUUCCAUUGAAAAAAAAAUUUUUUGCCACUAAUUAUAUCUCUUCCAGCAAUCAAUUCAAUGGGAUCAAGUCCGCACGGCGGAAGAGAUGGCUUUAACAACGACUCAAACAGCAAACCGGUCGACGUGCAGCCAAACAACACUCCGCAGCAGAACGGCGGCGGUGGCGGCUCAGGAGGCAACGACGCGAGCCCGCGACCUCGUCUGACGAGAUUCUUCAUUGACGACAUCAUGCUCAUGGGGGCACACACACGAAACGCGCAGACUCUCAAUCUGUGUGAGUUUUGCUUGACUAAAUACGAUCUGAUCCGCUCCUGAUCAUUCGAACCUCCUUUUAUCAACCAAACCGAAGCCUUUUUUUAUUUUGGCCAAUGGUCAUCCCAACCAAAAAGCUAAAUAUUUGAAGAAAAAGGGAUUUGCUAAUUGGUUUGAAUUUUCUUCUUAUUUUCGAACUUUUAACUUAUCGUGUGCAAGAGUCAAGGAUUUUAAACUUUAAUACGCGGAAGAACGAUGUCAAAGUCUGAAAAAUUUUCCGCACUUGAAAGUGGACAAGAAUGGCUCUUGUGACGUUUCAAUAAGUCACUUUUCAGUACGCGGCAUGAUCAUGACGAUGCCUGCAUUGAGAGCCACCGUUAUCGAGCAACUACGCUUUUUUGACACCAUGGCUGGGAGCAACGUUCGGGUAUUCGAACAGUACAACCAGCAAACUGGACCAUCACUGACGUUUUCGCCGCAAGACGUCCGGAUUGUCAUGCCGACAUUGCAGGUACUUUUUGUCUUCACCUUCAUUAUAAUGUUUUCUAGAAGAAAAAGAGAUAUUCGAUUUACUUGAAAAUUAUUAUAAUCUCAAAUUAUGUGAUGAUUUUUUGCGUCAGAUGCGGCAGCCGGUCAUUCGCUCCAGAGGAAGAAGAAGCUCUUCUCGUUCAUCCAACUCUUCAGAGACUGGCAAUGAUCGCUUGGUAAACAGAACGAAAGUCUUUUCUCACAAAAAGGCUUUUUAUCUAGAAAAUUAACUACAAGCAGUAGGAAAACGUUUCAGAAGGCACUACUCACCAGAGAUACGCCGGGCUUGACUGGCCGUGACCACGGAUGGACUGAAUAUGACGUGGUUGAAGCGGCUGACGACGCGAUGGCGCCAAGUGGAGGAGGACCCCUGUCAAUGGCUCACCAACCCGUUGCCUAUCAUCGGAUCUCUCACCUAGGUUUCUCACAUUUUUCGCUUGAGCCCCAGUGUUCGAGUUUCGAUAAGUUCUUUCAAAUUUCUCAUGACAACACUUUGUUUCUUUCAUCUUGCUCUUUUUUUCAGGAAACGAAUACUCUAAUCAAAUGCCAACAAACGAACUGAUCACGAACAAUGAUAGCGAUGAAGGAUCCGAGAGCGAAACGGAGAACGGUGGUAUCGACACGUUGAUGGACUUUUUUGUCAGCCGUCUGACUGCCAACAUCUCGUCCGAGGUUCGUUCGGAAGGUGAAAGAGCACGCUUCAAUUGACUUCUACUUCUAGGAGAGCUUACGAGCGGCCGUGUCAAGCAGAAUGCCGCAGAACGGCGUGUUGGCCACCUCUUUGGUGAUGCACCCUGAAAGCGAGGACGAGGACGAUGAAAUGGACGACGACGGCGCCUCGGUAACCAGCGACACCCUCAAUGAGAGCGAUGACUAUGUCUACAAAGUCGCCGAGUCGUCUCCGACUGUCGGCGCUGUCGUAACAGAUGUUCCGCCCAUUCGACAUUGUCUGGCUUCUGCCCUCAUGUUUCCGCCAGCCGAAGACAUAGAGUCUAUUGAACCCAUCUCGACGUGUCAGUUUCCUCCACUUUUUGCCAUUUUCUUGAACGAUAAUUGUUUAAUAAUGGGAUAAUAUAGCCGAAUCACGAAUAGCUUUAGACGCAAAAAGGCGUGGCCUGUGUGCGCUCUCCACCAACCAGGCUCUGUCUACUUUCUUAUCGUGCUAGGACCCUUUUUUCGAUGGCUCAGGCCAACCGUGAAUCAGCUAUAGGAGAAUUGUUUGUCGGUUUGCGAAACUUUCGUUGAUCAAGAACGUCGCGUAGAGCAUCUCGCCUAUUCUGUGAUAGUAGUAGACGGGUUUCGAGCUUUCCGAAAACACUGCUGUAGGAACAUCACGGCGCCCAGCUUGUCCAUGGCUAGCGAGCGUCGAAUUGAAUCUCAGGCGAGAGCGGUAAUGAAGACCGAAUAGUUUAUAGACAGAAAAGUGCGAACCCUAACGAGCUCACUAGGAUCUAGAACAUAAUAUAAUACAUAAUAAAACAUCAAAUCACUUGAAUUUCGGAGGAAAAAAUACAAAAAACUCGUAUAUUGGUAGAUUGACAAGUAAAUUUUUUCAAAUGUUUGGGGUGAUGGCUGAACUGAAAUUUGAAAGUGAGUUUGUUCCAAGUAGGAGCGUAUCGAAGAAAAAUUCAUUUUUUAUUUUCCUUAUUUAUGCAUAGCAAAAAGAUGAAAAUUAAAUAUCAAUAGUUUUCAGAUGACCCAUUGAUUUCCGACAGUCAGCUCAUAUGGGGAAACUGUUCCAAUUCCUCGAUUGAUUGCUACCCGCGUGUUCUAGUGAGCCCUCGCACCUUUCACUCUACGUACUGAAAAAAUCCGUUUCAGGAACCGAUGAACAGCGAAGAAAUCUCGUUGGAGCCGUCGAUUGUCCAAACAGAUGUGAGUAGCUCAAUUCAUAAUUUUUGUUUCCCACUGCUUGAGCAAAGAUGACGGGAAAAAAACCAUUUCAAAAUCUUGUACUUUUGUUUAUCUUCCAUAUACAGAUGAAUCGGGCGGAUGGCGAUUGUCUCAACUUUACCAUUGACGAGUUGGUCGCCAAGUUCCGAGAAAUGGAGAGCAGCGACGACGAGGAUCUGAUGCAGCGAGCCUUGAAACGUUCUUGA